AUGUCGCAUUUUGAAGACAUAGAAAAACCAAGUAAUGAAAGUGAUGUAGAAAUUGAUGAUAGCGAACUUGACGAAAAUGAAGACGUAUUUGCCGGACCAGAAAAGAAUCUCAUGCCGGAACUACCAUUUGAACAAGAAGUGUCUGAAAAUGAUAUUCGAUCGGUAAUAGAAAAAUUCGCACGAAAUUUUGCCGAAGUUUAUCCAUCAUCAGGACCGGCACUAUAUAUGGGACCACUCAAUGAAGCCAUGAAUCAUUCAUUAGAUGAUUCUGUCGAUCGACGUCCUUUAUUACUCUAUUUACAUCGAAAUAGUACACCAUCUACACAUUUAUUUUGUAAAAAUAUACUUUGUAACAAUGAAAUUAUCAACUAUAUUGAAAGCAAUUAUCUUGUUUGGGCAUGGGAUUGUACAAGAGAUGCUAAUUAUCAACGGUUCCUAUUGAUGUUACUUGAACAUGCUGGCCCCAAUGUUACAGCAACAGUGGUUAAAAUACCUAUUGAUGACUAUCCACAGUUAAUCUGUCUUUUAUAUGAUCAAGGUCAAAUUAAUGCUAUUAAAGUCAUUUACAAUUCUGACGACAGCACGUCUCCAGAUGAAAUAUACAUGCAUCUUCUUAACACAAGAGAACAAUUCAAUUCUCCAAUGGAGAUAGUACACAAUGAAAUUCAUAAUCUUUCUGUCGUCUUCUCUGACAGUUGGUCACCUCCACCGAGUCAAUUGCAGAUUCUCGAUCAACAAACAGAUGAAUUUCGAAAUGUUGCUAGUUAUUUUGCGGACAAUCAUUUUCGAAUUGUUCAUAUCGAACGAAUUGAAAAUAAAACAUGGCGUAAGAUAUAUAAAGAAGAGAAGAAAACAAUUGAUAAACGCCUAUGUUUCAAUCAAACUGAUUGUGUUCUUUUUCAUGGUUGUCUACGAAAAGCUUCUGAAGAAAUUUUACAACGAGGAUUCAACACAAGAAUUGUCGGUAUACAUGGCACAGACUAUGGUGACGGAUUCUACUUUUCCACGAAUCCAAUGCGUAGUUACAUGUAUGCUUUGCCUGAUCUAUCACGAUGGGGUGAACGAACAAUGCUUGUGUGCCAUGUUAUCAUUGGUAAUACGCGCCAUGACCAUUCGAUGAUGGAAACCUAUGGAAUACAAUACGAUUCAGUCACCGAUGGAUCAGAAAUUUAUGUUGUCUCUUCAAAUCGACAAAUUUUACCGGAAUAUCGUGUCACAUACAAAUAUAUUUCGUGA
This is a messenger RNA of Rotaria sordida, 1236 nucleotides long. The record is from the annotation of a GenBank genome assembly. Lineage: Eukaryota; Metazoa; Rotifera; Eurotatoria; Philodinida; Philodinidae.